AUGGCGGCCACGCCAUGGCUGAUGCUUCUCUUCCUCAGCCUCGGCGCCGGAGGCGUACUGCAAGCUCGUGCCCAGCCUGACAGCAAUGGAUUCAUAAGCAUAGACUGCGGAACGCAGGGGAAGGAGGGCUACGUGGACACGGCCACCAAGCUCUUGUACUACCCGGACACGGGCUUCACCGACGGCGCCGGCAUCAGCCGCAACAUUUCGGCCGACUACAUAACACCGUCCUUGUGCAAGUGCUUGUAUACCGUCCGCAGCUUCGCAUCCGGCGUGCGGAACUGCUAUACGCUCCGCUCCCUCCUGCCCGGGCUCAAGUAUCUCAUCCGGGCCAAGUUCAUGUACGGCAACUACGACAGCCUCCGGCGGCCACCCAUCUUUGACCUGCACAUCGGCGUCAACUACUGGCAAACCGUGAACAUCACGAAGCCGGACACGGAGAAGUCCGUGGAGGCCAUCGUCAUGGUGCCAAACGACUUCUUGCAAGUUUGCCUCAUCAACACGGGUGCUGGAACGCCCUUCAUCUCUUUGCUGGAGCUCAGGCCGCUCAAAAAGACGAUGUACCCACAGGUGACUGCGGCACAGGGGCUCGUCCUCUCAGACAGGAUCAACUUCGGCCGUGAUCGAUCGGUCAGGUAUCCCGACGAUCCACAUGACAGAAUAUGGACACAUUUGGUUGAACCUACCGAUAUAUCAACAACGGAGAAGGUAACGGAUAGCCUCUUCGAGGUACCGACGGUCGUGAUGCAGACGGCGAUGAGGGCACGAAUUGUCUCAGGUGGCUUAGGAUUGCGGAAAGGUGUGAUGGAACCCGGGUGCCCCGGCACCCGAUUAUCUGGUCCGUUCGCCGAGUAUAAGAUUCAUGCUAGUUACUUUACAGCAAUGGUGAAUAGCAACAGUGCAUUGAAAAAUUGCCAACCAUUAACUGCAGUAAUCAUGGCAAUCAAGGUGAAGUGUCAAGUGCAUAAAAACUGGUUUGGUGACCCAUGCGGUCCGGAGACUAUUAUGGUGUGGGACAAGUUGGCAUGUAGCUACGCCACUGCAAGGGCCCCAAGGAUUAGACGUGUAGAUUGGUCACACAACCAGCUCAAUGGAGUAAUCCCAUCUAGACUUGUGAAAGGAGUCCAAGAUGGCUCACUGGAUCUAAGGUAUGGCAACAAUCGAGACCUUUGCCCCAAUGGCAAUUCAUGUGGGCUACCAAACAAACGAAAGAGCAAUCUGACUAUCUACAUUGCCGUCCCUAUAGUUGUGCUGAUAAUAGUGGUAGUAUUAUUACUACUCUUUUGCUUGCUAAGGAGGAAGAGACAAGGAUCAAUAAACAACUCUGUGGAUCCACACAAUGAAACCAUGAUGAGAUAUGUGUCAGGAAACGAUGUUCAUAGGGACAAUUCCUCACUGCAUCGACUUGAGAGUCGUCAAUUCACGUACGAGGAGCUCAAGAUGAUAACAAACAACUUCCAACGAGUACUUGGCCAGGGAGGGUUCGGGUACGUCUAUGAUGGUUUUCAAGAGGAUGGCACCCAUGUGGCGGUGAAGUUACAGUCUCAUUCUUCCAGUCAAGGUGUCAAGGAGUUCCUUGCAGAGGCUCAUAUUUUGACACGAAUUCAUCAUAAAAAUCUUGUAACCAUGAUUGGUUACUGCAAAGAUGGGAAAUACAUGGCACUCAUCUACGAGUACAUGUCAGAAGGAACCCUACAUGAGCAUAUUGAAGGAAGUAAACGCGAUGGAGGAUGUUUAUCAUGGAGUCAAAGACUCCGGAUUGCACUUGAAUCUGCACAAGGGUUGGAGUAUCUACACAAGGGGUGCAACCCGCCUAUAAUUCAUAGGGAUAUAAAGGCCACCAACAUCCUCUUGAAUGUGAGGCUAGAGGCUAAGAUUGCGGACUUCGGCUUGUCCAAGGCCUUCAAUGGUGGCGAUGAUUACGCAUCCACAAUGACACUCGUUGGCACACCCGGGUACGUCGACCCCGAGUACCUGGCGACGAUGCAGCCAACAACUAAAAGCGAUGUGUAUAACUUCGGUGUCGUGCUGCUGGAACUGGUCACAGGGAAGACUGCCAUACUGCAGGAGGCGACACCCAUCAGCAUCAUUCAUUGGACACGAAAACGGAUGGCACGGGGCCAUAUUGAAAGUGUGGUUGAUGCGUGUAUGUGUGGCAUUUAUGAUGUUAACAGUGUGUGGAAAAUGGUGGAAAUGGCACUCAAGUGCACUGCAUAUGUGUCACCGCAACGACCCACCAUGACCGGUGUGGUGGCUCAGUUGCAAGAGUGCAUGGAGCUCGAGGAAGGCAGCAUAUAUAGUUGA
Triticum aestivum (bread wheat) is the source of this 2304-nucleotide messenger RNA. Its product is annotated as probable LRR receptor-like serine/threonine-protein kinase At1g51880. The transcript is spliced from 10 exons. Gene Ontology annotation, molecular function: ATP binding; protein kinase activity. NCBI's taxonomy places the organism in Eukaryota, Viridiplantae, Streptophyta, Magnoliopsida, Poales, Poaceae. Bases 1 to 2304 code for a protein of 767 amino acids. The record is from RefSeq and is a predicted model, not a curated record. Gene Ontology annotation, biological process: protein phosphorylation.